This is a messenger RNA of Vanessa atalanta (red admiral), 1206 nucleotides long. It is a transcript of the gene NGR-B4, whose product is annotated as calcitonin gene-related peptide type 1 receptor-like. The record is from RefSeq and is a predicted model, not a curated record. Gene Ontology annotation, biological process: cell surface receptor signaling pathway; adenylate cyclase-modulating G protein-coupled receptor signaling pathway. Gene Ontology annotation, molecular function: calcitonin receptor activity. The coding region runs from base 1 to 1206 and encodes 401 amino acids. Gene Ontology annotation, cellular component: plasma membrane. Lineage: Eukaryota; Metazoa; Arthropoda; Insecta; Lepidoptera; Nymphalidae. The transcript is spliced from 11 exons.
AUGGCGGCCACCAAUGUCGACUAUCCCGAUUUCGAGCAUAGCUCACCGGAUCAAAGCAUUGAUUACGUGAAGGAAAGGUGCUACGAACAUAAUGACACUUUCAGUUCGGUCUUGGACCACAGUCCGUCAAAUGACACAGACAUUGGCCCGUCUUGUUCUCGGAUAUUCGAUGGAUUUUGUUGCUGGGACGAAACACCCGCCGGUGAAACUGCUUACCAGCCAUGUCCAUCAUACAUCACUGACUUCGACCCGAAACAAAACGUAUUCAAGAAAUGCUCCGAUGACGGUACCUGGGCCAUGGAUCCCGACACAAACCUAACUUUGACGAAUUAUACGAGCUGCUAUGACAUGGAGAGCCCGGUACUAAGUAUCGUUAACCAAAUAUACGUGUACGGAUAUGGAAUUUCCACUGUCACCUUGUUAAUUUCAAUGUUCAUCUUCAUUUACUUCCGUGCGUUCCGAUUCACCCGUAUCCGAAUCCACGUGCAUCUAUUCGGCGCCUUCAUCGUAAACAAUCUAUCCUGGAUAAUUUGGUUUAAAACCGUCGUAAAUAGUGCUGAGGUCAUUCGAGCAAAUGGAAUAUGGUGCCAAGUUUUACACAUUUUGACUCACUACUUUUUGGUAGCAAGCUACAGUUGGAUGACCAUUGAAAGUAUGAAAAUGCUUCUGGUCAUAGUAAAAGUGUUCCUCGAUGACCAUUUGAUGAAAAAAUAUUUAGGGGCGAUUGGGUGGGUGACCCCGAUAUUCAUCGUUGGCCUCUACGCUAGUGUACGCUACUACAUAUCUGGUCCCACCGAUAGGUGCUGGAUGGGCCACAGCGAAGCUUUAUGGAUUUUAAUAGUACCCAUAUUCAUGUCACUUUUAGUUUCACUAUUCAUCCUAUUAAAUGUCGUCCGCGUUGUGGUCACCAAACUGCGACCGACACCGAGCCGAAGGAUUUACACGGCUAUAAAGAGGGGGAUACGCACUGCCUUCAUUCUGGGUCCAUUAUUUGGUAUACACUUUAUUGUAGUACCGAUCCGUCCUCCAAACGAAACAAAAGGCGAAAAAUUCUUUCACAUCUUAUGGGCUCUCCUCACCAGUCUCCAGGGACUUUGCCUGUCCAUAUUAUACUGCUUUACUGAUAGUGAAGUCAUCGCCGCUAUAAAGCAGUACUACGCGCGCGUCAUGAGUCGCAACGACGAUAUGGAGAUGAGAGGUAUUUAA